This is a messenger RNA of Gongylonema pulchrum, 1062 nucleotides long. NCBI's taxonomy places the organism in Eukaryota, Metazoa, Nematoda, Chromadorea, Rhabditida, Gongylonematidae. The record is from the annotation of a GenBank genome assembly.
AUGAUGCUUGCCGAGGACGACGUAGACAUUGCGAAGUCGCCGUCGCCGCCGCCGCCAGUGGCGCCCAGCACUUCGGAUGAUGAAUCAGUUGAGAUGGAACGAUUGGCACCAGUUGGCGAAUCAUCCGAUGAACUCUCCGCCGUACGAUUUGGUGAGAGGGAGCGCUUCCGAGAGCUUGAAGAAGAGCAGGAACGACUGAAUAACUCACUGCUUUCAUUAUCUACACAUUUCGCGCAAGUUCAGUUCCGACUAAAGCAAAUCGGUAAAGCGGACGCGUCCGAGAGAGAUAAACUGCUUAAAGAAUUGGAGGAUUUUGCAUUUCGUGGCUGCACGGAUUUGCGAGUGGAUGAGCCGAGGCGGCCGAGUGCGGAUGGUAGCGAAAAAGACGGCGCAGUUGGUGGUGGGCAGAGGGAACGCCAAAGGGCACUGAUUGCACGCCUCAAAGAACAGCUGGAAGAUUUGGAGAAAUAUGCGUACGAAAGUGGUGAAGGUGAACUCCCAAGUGCAGAGGUUAUCGCGAGACAGAAAGCGGUGAUCGAUAAGCUUCGCGAGAAAGUGCAGUUGGACUUGGAAUUGGACAAAAUGUCGCAAAGCGAUUUGCAAAAAAAAGUUGAUGAAGCACUGAAAAAAGAGAAGCUGGUGGAGCAACUGCAAACACAAAUUGUUGAUCUGGAAAGAUUUGUUAGCUUCCUGCAAACAGAAAUCAGUGGACGUCCACCGAGUUCGGUCGCCUCACUGCCUGUAGCUCCAACAAAAAAGGGCCUUGAUGCACGGGCUCAGUUGGAAUUGGCUGUGGAUGCAACGGUUCAAAUUAUGGAAAAAUAUCUUCUGCUUACUGUGGACACGGAUUCAACUCAUGCAGACUCGAUGAGCGACUCAUCAGAUGAGGUAUUUGAACGAAGCGAAGAGGAAGUUGUUACAGUUGUUCGAAAAGAACUGUGUCCUGCAAUUCGUAACCUUCUGGAACACGGCAUGAAUGAUUCUGUAAAGCCAAUCGUUCAUUUCUCAUCAUUUGGUUGUUAUCCUGGAGGUGCUCGAAAAAUUGUCGGAGGCAAUGGUUAG